Messenger RNA from Ambispora leptoticha, 891 nucleotides. The record is from the annotation of a GenBank genome assembly. NCBI's taxonomy places the organism in Eukaryota, Fungi, Glomeromycota, Glomeromycetes, Archaeosporales, Ambisporaceae.
AACAAAUAAUUGAAGAAGAAGGAAACAGUCAGAAUAUUUUAAUGGAAAUCCGUCCGGGAGCCGGAGGAGAUGAGGCCGGCUUAUUUGUGAACGAUUUAUAUUUCGAAAUGGUGGAAAGUAGAGUAGGUUAUGAAGGCAGUUUCUCGAAUGUUGCUUUUCUGAUAAAGGGAGAAGGAGUUUUUAACUAUUUGAAAAAUGAAGCCGGGGUGCAUCGUGUCCAAAGAAUUCCUCGCACGGGAAAAAAUGAUAAAUUACAUACCUCUACCGCCACGGUGGUCGUUUUGCCAGAACCCCAAGAUAUAAUUCUUAAUAUUCGCCCCCAGGAUUUAAAGGUUGAAACUUAUAAUUCAGGCGGUCCCGGCGGACAACAUGCUAAUAAAACUGCCUCGGCAGUGCGGAUUACCCACCUACCGACUAAGAUAGUGGCAACUUCCCAAGAUGGUCGCGACCAGCGAGUUAACCGAGAAAGAGCAUUAUUCGUUCUCAAAACCCGGCUUUCGGAAAAAUUGCAGACUGAAAAGGAAAAAGAAGUUGGGGACUUGCGUUCAACUAUGAUUGGCACCGCCGAGCGUUCGGAAAAUUUCCGCACUUACAAUUUUCCCGAUAAUCGAAUAACUGAUAAACGUUUGAAAAUAAAAUUGAAUAAUAAACUUGACUUUGUGAUGGAAGGAGAUUUAGAAGAAAUAUGUCAAAAAUCGAUUGAUUAUGAAGCAAGGAAAGAUGGAAUUGACUGGAAGCAGGAAAAGAAUAUAACUUCACGGUGGAAGAAGUUUGUAAAAUAUUCAUAUAUGACUAACCUUGAAAAAAAUGAAUUAGCAGAAAUAGGAGUUCAAUUUGGCGGUCCCGUUCGGUGGCGUAAUCCGCAAAUGCUUCCUUACAUUUACAAAAAAA